Cyprinodon tularosa is the source of this 1888-nucleotide messenger RNA. It is a transcript of the gene adra2a, whose product is annotated as adrenoceptor alpha 2A. The transcript has 2 exons. The coding region runs from base 520 to 1782 and encodes 420 amino acids. Gene Ontology annotation, molecular function: adrenergic receptor activity. NCBI's taxonomy places the organism in Eukaryota, Metazoa, Chordata, Actinopteri, Cyprinodontiformes, Cyprinodontidae. The record is from RefSeq and is a predicted model, not a curated record. Gene Ontology annotation, biological process: adenylate cyclase-activating adrenergic receptor signaling pathway. Gene Ontology annotation, cellular component: membrane.
CGGGGACCCGGCGAGCGGGACACUUUUUGCAGCGUGCGGGCUAUAAGAAGAGGGAGUGGCGCUCUGGUGAACAGUGAGGAGAGAAACUCCACACGCAGACAGUAACACGGCAGCGCCCGGGAUAACGUGAUUAGCGCUCUAUUAGGUCCGCUGCUGAGCGCAACUAGAUGCAGCGCAGGGAGCACUGCGAGGGGAGAGAGAGGAGGCUCAGUGGAAACGCUCCGUCCGCCUCAUGGAUCUUCUUUACCUUCUCUUGAUUUGCCUGAAGAAGUUACCCGUCCGCAGUGUUUUAGUGCCCUGGCACUGGAGACGCGCCUUCCUCCUUCCUUAUCCAAGAUAAAGCGGCAUCUUGAAAAAUAUCCCUCACAAUGAGGAGGAAAAAUCCGGGAAAGUCUCAGAGGAGUUAUUCAGUCUCUUCCUCUCUUAGCUCUGCUGUGAGCCACUAGUUCUCUUCUUCCUGGCGGAUGAUAUCUGUUAACCUCAGGUGAACUCUCACAGGAAGUGGGCCAAUCUGCUAUCAUGGAAGAUGACAAUAAUACCUUCCAGAACUUCUCCAGCUUGGCUCCUUACAGCCUACAGAUAGCUCUGCCAUUAAGCCUGCUGGUUGGCUUCAUGAUCCUAAUCAUAGUGUUUGGUAAUGUCCUGGUGGUCAUUGCUGUGUUUACAAGCCGGGCCUUGAGAGCCCCGCAGAACUUAUUCUUGGUGUCCCUGGCCUCUGCGGACAUUCUGGUGGCCACCCUUGUGAUGCCCUUCUCCUUGGCAAACGAACUAAUGGGAUACUGGUACUUCGGCGAGGUAUGGUGUGAGAUUUACCUAGCACUUGAUGUGCUCUUCUGCACCGCCUCCAUUGCCCAUCUUUGUGCGAUCAGCUUAGACCGAUACUGGUCCAUCACACAGGCCAUUGAGUACAACCUGAAGAGGACGCCACGCCGCAUUAAGUGCAUCAUCUUCAUUGUUUGGGUCAUCGCUGCAGUUAUCUCCUUCCCACCCCUGAUCACCAUGGGGAAAGACAACAGUGAGAAAUUCCCUGCAUGUAAGAUUAAUACAGAAAAAUGGUACGUUAUCUCCUCCUGCAUCGGCUCCUUCUUCCUUCCGUGCGUCAUCAUGGUGCUGGUCUACGUACGGAUCUACCAAAUUGCUAAAAAAAGGACACGGGCGCCACCUGGAGACCGGAGGCCAAAUGCUUUGUUGAAGCCACCCAGCACUCCUGUUGCAAACCAGAAGGAGAAUGGUGCAGAGGAUGUCAAGGAUCGGCUCUGUCACAAGAAGUUAAAUGGUGAGCAAGCCAUAGAGCUGCAGGAGGGAGCGGGAGGACAAAAGAAGGCAGAGGAGGUCAAAGGUGAGGUCAAUGGAGUGGACCUUGAGGAGUCAUCAUCUUCUGACCAUAAAGUGAACAAUCCAUGCUCCAUUAGAAAGAAAACAAACAAGGGGAAACCAAAAUUAAGACAAAUCAAACCAGGGGACUCCAACGUCCAAAAGCAAGAACCGAACACCAAAGGCAGCCUCUGGAAAGGCCGGCAAAACCGUGAGAAACGGUUCACCUUCGUCCUGGCUGUGGUCAUUGGUGUCUUUGUCAUUUGUUGGUUUCCCUUUUUCUUUACGUAUAUGCUGCAGACUCUCUGCGUGUCCUGCAACGUGCCUUCCACCUUGUUCAAGUUCUUCUUCUGGUUCGGCUACUGCAACAGUGCUUUGAACCCUCUGAUUUACACCGUUUUCAACAACGACUUCAGGAGGUCCUUCAAAAAGAUACUGUGCAAGAGGGACACCAGGAGAUACGUAUGACUCCAGCUUGGUAUCUGUGUAUCUAAUAUAUAGUGCAUUCAUUGUAAAACAGUAUGCCCAUUGUGCAUGAACCUGCAGUGUGUGAUCACUCAGGAAGGUGUUUAUG